UCCCGUUCCCGGUAGGUGGUUGGCACGCCCGUUCAGGAGUAUCUCUCACGAGACUGCUAGCUUUACUUGCCGCUGCCGCGCUGCCCCGGCAAGCAAGCGAGCGGAGCCUGCCGAGAUUCGAUCCCCCGCCUCCCCGCUGCGGCGCAAGUGCAACCACCACCAACCUCCCGAGACCACGAGACCGCACCUCACUCCCCCCGCGCAGCCGCGGGAGCUCGAGAUCUGACCUGAGGCGCUCUCCGCUCCGCUCUGCUCUGCUCUGCCACGCUCUGCUCGCCCCCAAUGCCGCGAGCGGGAGGAGCGGCGCCGGCGGUGAGACGGUAAUACCACUAUAUAGCACGGAGCACUAGCCGACCCGUCUCGGGGAAUGAGGCCGCGGCGGCACUCGUACGGCAGGGGCGGCAGGAGCGCGGCGGCGGCGGUGCUGCUGGUGCUCUGCCUCUGCGUCACCGGCGUCUUCCUCCUGCUCCUGCACGGCUCCUCCCCGCCGCUGGACGCGGAGGGAGGGAAGGAGCAGGCGGCCGCGGCGGGAGGAGGAGGGGGAAGGCACGAGGGGCCGGUGGUCCUGGCCGAGGUGGAGGAGGCGCCGCUGCCGCCGGGGAACGCCAGGGUCGCCUUCCUCUUCAUCGCCCGCAACCGCCUCCCGCUCGACCUCGUCUGGGACGCAUUCUUCCGUGGCGACAAUGAGGGGAGGUUCUCCAUCUUCGUGCACUCGCGGCCAGGCUUCGUGCUCACCCGCGCCACCACCCGCUCCCGCUUCUUUUACAACCGGCAGGUCAACAACAGCGUCCAGGUGGAUUGGGGGGAGGCGAGCAUGAUCGAGGCCGAGCGCAUCCUUCUCAGCCAUGCACUCAAGGAUCCCUUCAAUGAGCGCUUCGUUUUUGUGUCCGACAGUUGUGUACCAUUGUACAAUUUCAACUACACUUAUGACUACAUAAUGUCUGCAUCAACCAGCUUUGUGGACAGUUUCGCCGAUACAAAACAGGGCAGGUACAAUCCACGAAUGGACCCAAUCAUCCCGGUGGAGAAUUGGAGAAAAGGCUCGCAGUGGGCUGUGCUGAUUAAAAAGCAUGCUGAAGUUGUGGUUUAUGAUGAUGUGGUGUUGCCAGAAUUCAAGAAGCAUUGCAGGAGAAGGCCCUUACCAGAGUUCUGGCGGGACUGGGAUAAACCUAUUCCUGCUGAGGCAUGGAAGGCACAUAACUGCAUACCAGAUGAGCACUAUGUUCAAACAUUGCUUGCACAAAAUGGGCUUGAAGAAGAGCUUACCCGGAGAUCAGUUACACAUAGCGCAUGGGAUCUAUCAUCUUCUAAAGAUCGUGAAAGGCGUGGAUGGCAUCCUGUAACAUACAAAGUCUCUGAUGCUACACCCGCACUUAUAAAAUCCAUUAAGGAUAUUGAUAAUAUAUAUUAUGAGACCGAAUAUAGAAGAGAGUGGUGCACAAGUAAUGAGAGACCAGCACCUUGCUUCCUCUUUGCAAGGAAGUUUACACGCGGAGCCGGUCUGAAGCUUCUUAACUCAUCAUUUAUAGCAGCAAGAUGAUGAGUAUAUAGUGCAGGGGACAUCUGCCAUGUAAAGGUUUUCUCCCUUACAAGCAGAAUACUGCCAGUUUGCAUAUACCUAAAGGAAAAGGGGUGGAGGUGACAGAAAAUAGCAGCGAUUUUUGGCGUGUGUUAGAUAUAAUUUGUUGUACUCUAGAGAGUACAAUAGGGUGUUGUAAAGAGAUAAACUUAUGCUUCAUAUAGCGCUAGGUUAGUACACAUGUUAGCUCACAGCUCAGCUCAGCAUUGUAACUGGAACCGUAAGCAACUAUCCACAGUUGGAUCUGGAAGAACCACUUAAGUUCUAUUCUUGAGAAAAUCCUUUCUGCAAAUUUAUGGAACCAGUUGCAUCUUGUGGCA
Molecule: messenger RNA, 1899 nt
Organism: Triticum urartu
Lineage: Eukaryota; Viridiplantae; Streptophyta; Magnoliopsida; Poales; Poaceae
Product: glycosyltransferase BC10
Cellular component (GO): membrane
Molecular function (GO): glycosyltransferase activity
Source: RefSeq, a predicted model, not a curated record